AUGGACACAGCCAUUGACCUUUCGGACGCCUCCAAGGCGCUGGAUCUUGCCAACAUUCGCUUCCAAUUGAUUCGCCUUGAGGACACCAUCAUAUUCCACCUCAUUGAGCGAGUCCAAUUUCCUUUGAACCCCGCCAUCUACGAUGCACAAGACCUCCCGAUCCCUUGUAGCAACCUCGCUCUACCUGCCAACAUCUCGCUUUUAGAUCACAUCCUGUCCGAGACCGAGCGACUACAUUCAAGCGUUCGCCGCUACGACUCCCCGGACGAGUACCCUUUCUUCCCACAGACGUUACAGCGGCCCAUGCUUGAACCUCUCAAGUAUCCCAGGAUUCUGCAUGACAAUGUUGUCAACGUCAACGACACAAUCAAGGACAAGUAUACCAAGCAGAUUCUGCCGGAGGCAUGCCGUGAUUUUGGACGCAAGGAUAGAGGUGCGGCCAAGGAGAACUAUGGUAGUGCAGCUGUCUGCGAUGUCAACUGCCUCCACGCCCUGAGUCGCAGAAUCCAUUUCGGCAAGUUCGUCGCGGAGAGCAAGUUCCAGAAAGAGACCGAUCGCUUCGUCAGAUUGAUCAAGGCCGAGGACCGCAAUGGCAUCGACGAGGCUAUUACUGACGCCAAGGUGGAACAGAAGGUCCUUGAGAGAUUGCUCCUGAAGGCCAAGACAUAUGGAACAGACCCGUCUGUUAAAGGAGACGAGAAUGUGAGUAAGAUCGACGUGGAUGCCGUGGUUAGGAUGUACAAAGAAGUUGUCAUCCCACUGACCAAAGUCGUCGAGGUCGAAUAUCUUAUGCAGAGACUAAAAGGUACCCAGUGGGAGUAG
Messenger RNA from Cyphellophora europaea CBS 101466, 822 nucleotides. RefSeq names its product chorismate mutase. Gene Ontology annotation, molecular function: chorismate mutase activity. Bases 1 to 822 code for a protein of 273 amino acids. The record is from RefSeq and is a predicted model, not a curated record. Gene Ontology annotation, cellular component: cytoplasm. NCBI's taxonomy places the organism in Eukaryota, Fungi, Ascomycota, Eurotiomycetes, Chaetothyriales, Cyphellophoraceae. Gene Ontology annotation, biological process: chorismate metabolic process; aromatic amino acid biosynthetic process. The transcript is spliced from 2 exons.